Molecule: messenger RNA, 1723 nt
Organism: Neofelis nebulosa (Clouded leopard)
Lineage: Eukaryota; Metazoa; Chordata; Mammalia; Carnivora; Felidae
Gene: KCNAB3
Product: potassium voltage-gated channel subfamily A regulatory beta subunit 3
Exons: 14
Coding region: 433-1644 (403 amino acids)
Biological process (GO): potassium ion transport; regulation of potassium ion transmembrane transport
Cellular component (GO): voltage-gated potassium channel complex; cytoplasm; membrane
Molecular function (GO): potassium channel regulator activity; voltage-gated potassium channel activity; transmembrane transporter binding
Source: RefSeq, a predicted model, not a curated record
CUGCAUGUUGAUCAUCUGGGCCCGCUGCCGACGCUACUGGGAGCCUAGCGGUCCCGCUGCGGUUUGGGCUAGGGUGGCAUCUCUCUUACACCGCCACCCCUCGUCCCUGGGUCCCCAUCCUCCGAGGACCGCCCUCGACCUUUACCCUCACCCAUUUCCCCCUCCUCCCCGCACCAGGGCCCCCGUAUCUGAGUAUCUGCACUCGUGCCGCCCCCCGCGUCUCUCCCCUCCCGCCGCAAACCCCGCGACCUCCAGCAGCCCGCCCCCGUGGGCCCGAGCCCGCCCCGCGGCUCCCGCCGCAGCCUCCUCCGCCUUCCCGCUCUCCCAGGGCUCGCGCCACUACACCCCCCGCCGGCCGUCCGCGCGCGGGCUUCCCUGUUCCCUCCUCCUCCCGCCCCCUCGGAGCCCCCUCCCCCGCCCUGGCCAGCAGACAUGCAGGUGUCUAUCGCUUGUACCGAGCAGAACCUUCGCAGCCGGAGCAGUGAGGACCGUCUGUGUGGACCCCGGCCGGGCCCCGGGGGCGGUAACGGCGGGCCGGUCGGCGGGGGGCAUGGGAAUCCUCCAGGGGGAGGAGGGUCGGUCCCUAAGGCCCGGGCCGCACUGGUGCCCCGACCCCCAGCGCCCGCGGGGGCCCUCCGAGAGAGCACCGGCCGAGGCACUGGCAUGAAAUACAGGAACCUGGGAAAGUCUGGUCUUCGAGUAUCCUGUCUUGGCCUAGGCACCUGGGUCACAUUCGGUUCUCAAAUCUCGGAUGAGACAGCAGAGGACGUGCUGACAGUAGCCUAUGAGCAUGGUGUAAACCUGUUUGACACGGCUGAAGUGUACGCAGCGGGAAAGGCUGAAAGAACCCUAGGCAACAUCCUCAAGAGCAAAGGAUGGAGGAGAUCAAGCUAUGUCGUCACCACCAAGAUUUUCUGGGGAGGACAGGCAGAGACCGAGCGAGGCCUGAGCCGCAAACACAUCAUCGAGGGCCUGCAAGGAUCCCUGGAGCGCCUCCAGUUGGGAUACGUGGACAUCGUCUUUGCCAACCGCUCAGACCCCAACAGUCCCAUGGAGGAGAUCGUGCGGGCCAUGACCCAUGUCAUUGACCAGGGCCUUGCCCUGUACUGGGGGACGUCCCGAUGGGGAGCUGCAGAAAUCAUGGAGGCCUACUCCAUGGCCAGACACUUCAACCUGAUCCCUCCAGCGUGUGAGCAAGCGGAGCACCGUCUGUUUCAGAGGGAGGAGGUGCAGGUGCAACUGCCAGAGCUCUACCACAAGAUCGGUGUCGGCUCAGUCACCUUGUCCCCUUUGGCCUGUGGCCCCAUCACGAGCAAGUAUGAUGGGCGAGUCCCAGAUACCUGCAGGGCCAUCAAGGGCUACCAGUGGCUCAAGGACAAAGCGCAGAGUGAGGACGGCAAGAAGCAACAAGCCAAAGUCAUGGACCUUCUCCCCAUCGCCCACCGGCUGGGCUGCACCGUGGCACAGCUUGCCAUCGCGUGGUGUCUCCGCAGCGAGGGUGUCAGCUCGGUCUUGCUGGGGGUGUCAAGUGCAGAGCAGCUGAUAGAACACCUGGGAGCCGUCCAGGUGCUGAGCCAGCUGACGCCGCAGACGGUGACGGAGAUAGACGGGCUUCUGGGGAACAAACCGCAUUCCAAGAAAUAGUCCGUCGAGGGGCGCAGGCACCCACAGCGGGGCCGCCGCCCCCGCCGACGAGCGCCUCCCCGCCGCCGCCCCCCUCCCG